Molecule: messenger RNA, 1062 nt
Organism: Daktulosphaira vitifoliae (grape phylloxera)
Lineage: Eukaryota; Metazoa; Arthropoda; Insecta; Hemiptera; Phylloxeridae
Product: tektin-2-like
Exons: 6
Coding region: 235-1062 (275 amino acids)
Biological process (GO): cilium assembly; cilium movement involved in cell motility
Cellular component (GO): nucleus; microtubule cytoskeleton
Source: RefSeq, a predicted model, not a curated record
UGUAGCUGUUGAGUAUGGCACUCGAUAUGGAUUAUUAAAUAAAUGCAUUACCGUGUACGGCAAGGAUUAGGACCGGCUAAUCUAUUUCCUUUAACGGAUCAUUAGACGAUUGUUUCCGAUGACUUUAUAUCCGUGAUACAAUUUCAAAAAUAAAAUACUUAUGCUAUCGAAAACAUGAAUUACAAGUACUCUGUAUGUACACCUGGCAAGUGCAUUUAGCGACAAAGUGUUAAUAUGUUAAUUUGUGUCACUGUUAAACAAACGAGAGUGUGGGUUUUAAUGUUUACAUUUGAAAAUGUACGUUCUACAAUUGAACAUCAUAUUAUGCAAAUCGUUACUUUUGAAAAACCUGUUCCAAAAGUUUCUGGUUCGAAUUGGUACUAUAAAGUUACUGAGAUUAAGGAAAAUUGUGAUACGUUGAGACGUAAUGCCUUCCAACUGCAAAACGAUUCAUAUAAGUUAAGAAACAACGCUAAUAUAACAACAACAUGGCAUACAAAUCAUACCAAUUCAUCAAUUAUAAAUAGACAAAAAGAAAUAAUAAAAUGGAGAGAUUUAAUUGAAAAAUUACAUAAAAAGUUGUUAAAAGAAAUAGAUGAUAUGAAAAAUGAGAAAUCACUCGGGGAAAAAACACUGGAGUUUUUAAAUUUAAACUUUAGUGUUACAAAUCAUUGUUUAAGCAUAAGAGAUGAAAGAGGAGGUGCCGAUUUAUGUUAUGAUAUUGCUGACAUUGAAUUGAAAAGUGAACAGCAUAUAUUGGAAUCUUUAAAAAGAAAUUUAACUGAAAUAUGUCAAAAUGCAUGGGAGCAAAUUAACAAGUUAGAAAAUUUACGCAUCAUUGUCGAAGAAGAUCUAAAAAAUAAGAAGCAAGCCAUAGAAAAUGAUGAAGAAUUGUUAAAAAUGACCAAAGAUUCUAAAAAUAUAUCUCUCAAACCAGAUUCACUCAGAAAUCUUGAUAAUUUUAAUACAUACGAAAAAUGGCUAUCUUUGUGUAAUCAUUUAAAAUUGAGANUGUACUUAUUAUUAACUUUUUUUGGUGUUAAUGGUGUUUCCCGAGUGUAA